Messenger RNA from Coniosporium apollinis CBS 100218, 429 nucleotides. RefSeq lists its product as uncharacterized. The record is from RefSeq and is a predicted model, not a curated record. The transcript has 2 exons. Lineage: Eukaryota; Fungi; Ascomycota; Dothideomycetes. The coding region runs from base 1 to 429 and encodes 142 amino acids.
AUGAGAUUCACCUUGAUCGUCCUCUCAGCCUCGCUCGCAGCGAUUGCCAGCGCGGCGCCAGCCCCCGCAGCACCGCCGGCCGGUCUGCUGAGCGCGGUCAGGAAGCUCUCAACCAAGAAGGUUCAGCCAAGAACAGAAGAGCAAGGGACUUCCAUCCCUAUUAUUGACAUCGAGGAGCGCGAGGCGUACACCGCCGUCCACCCAGACCCAAAACCAAAUACCAGAAAGACAACCCCUAAGACCCAGAAACGCAGCACCGACGCCGGCUUCGUCCUCUGCAUCGACGGCGAUUUCAAGAGAUGCGAAUGGAUGCCGCUCGUCGAUGCCAAGUGCACUAACGUGCCGGCCCAUCUUAACGACAAGAUUUCCAGCGUCAGGCCCGAUGACAAAAAUAUUGGACUGGAUAAGCAGUGGAUUAAGGGUGGCUAA